This is a messenger RNA of Manihot esculenta (cassava), 2201 nucleotides long. Its product is annotated as protein NRT1/ PTR FAMILY 1.1. The transcript is spliced from 4 exons. The coding region runs from base 107 to 1885 and encodes 592 amino acids. Gene Ontology annotation, cellular component: plasma membrane. NCBI's taxonomy places the organism in Eukaryota, Viridiplantae, Streptophyta, Magnoliopsida, Malpighiales, Euphorbiaceae. Gene Ontology annotation, biological process: oligopeptide transport; transmembrane transport. The record is from RefSeq and is a predicted model, not a curated record. Gene Ontology annotation, molecular function: transmembrane transporter activity.
ACUUCGUUAACUCUAAAAAUCCAUCUCCUUGUUCUUGUCCUUUGAGUAUAUAUUUCUAUAUAUAUUAUCUGCAAAAUUAGAAAAAUUCAUUGCAGAGACACAAAGGAUGGAGGCUCCCUCUACUACAGAUGAAAAGAACACAACCCAGAAGUUUAAAAGGAAAAAGGGUGGUCUCAGGACCAUGCCUUUCAUUAUAGCAAAUGAGACUUUUGAGAGGGUUGCCGGAGUUGGGCUUCUAGCAAAUAUGAUCGUCUACUUGCAAAAUGAAUAUAAUCUCAGUGGCGCCACUGGAACUACUAUAUUGUUUCUCUGGUCAGCCGCUUCAUUUUUUACUCCUAUCAUCGGAGCUUUCGUCUCUGAUUCUUACUUGGGUCGGUUUCGUGUCAUAGUGCUCGGAACAAUCGUCAGCUUGCUCGGAAUGAUUGUGCUAUGGCUAACAGCCAUUAUUCCAAGCGCAAGGCCUCCACAUUGCGACAAAAAACAUGGGAAUUCAACUGGCUGUGCAGUCCCAACUGCAGCACAGAUGGUGUUUCUUCUCUCCUCGUUUGCUUUGAUGUCCAUAGGAGCCGGUGGCAUUAGGCCUUGUUCUUUAGCAUUUGGUGCAGACCAGUUCGACCAGCCUGGAGACCCAAAAAACGACAAGACUUUACAGAGUUUCUUCAAUUGGUACUAUGCUUCAGUUGGAUUUUCGGUCAUGAUUGCAGUUACUUUCAUCGUCGCUAUCCAAGAUUCAGCUGGUUGGGUUGUGGGCUUUGCAGUCCCAGUAGGGUUUAUGUUCGCAUCAACUUUUCUGUUCAUCAUGGGUUCUUCUCGCUAUAUUAAAGUGAAGGCCAACACCAGCUUGCUUUCUAGCUUUGCUCAAGUUAUAGCUGCAGCAUGGAAGAACAAACACAUUUCUUUGCCUCCCAACGAUUCUGAUAGAUGGUAUCAUCACAAGGAUUCAAGUCUAGUAAUUCCUACAGAUAAACUCAGCUUUCUAAACAAAGCUUGCGUGAUUAUAGAACCUGAUAAGGACGUGGAUAGUGAUGGAUUGGCUAUAGAUAAAUGGAACCUUUGCACAGUUAAACAGGUUGAAGAGCUAAAAUCAUUGAUCAAAGUGAUGCCCAUUUGGUCCACUGGUAUAAUGAUCGCAGUGACCUUAAGCCAACACACAUUUCCUGUCCUUCAAGCAAUAACCAUGGACAGGCACUUCGUGGGGAAGGCCAAAAUCCCGCCAGCUUCAUUUGGUGUGUUUACAAUUCUCACUUUAACAAUAUGGGUAGCCAUCUACGAUCGAGUUUUGGUUCCAAGAAUAGCUAAGUUCACCAAAAGACCCCGAGGACUUUCUAAUAAACAAAGGAUGGGGAUUGGACUGUUACUCUCUUGUGUAUCCGCUGCAGUGGCUGGAGUAGUAGAGCACCAGAGGCGAGCAAGGGCAAUUAGAGAAGGAUUGGCAGAUAAACCGAGGGAUUUAGUUAACAUGUCUGCAAUGUGGCUAGUGCCACAGCAUUGCCUUACUGGACUAGCAGAGGCUUUUAAUGCAAUUGGGCAAAUAGAAUUCUAUUAUUCUCAGUUUCCCAAGACAAUGUCCAGCAUAGGAGUGGCUCUUUUCUCACUUGGCAUGGCAUUUGGGAACUUGAUAGGGAGUCUUAUAGUGACGAUUUUGACUCGUGCCACUAGAAAUGAUGAGAAAGUGAGUUGGGUAUCAGAUAAUCUCAAUAGAGGUCACUUAGAUUAUUACUAUUGGUUUCUUGCUUCUCUUAGUGUGCUGAAUUUCUUCUACUAUCUGAUUUGCUGCCGAGCCUAUGGGAGUGAGAGCAACAGGAUUUGGGAUGCAGAGACCAUUGAAGAGGAAGAAAAUGAAAAUAAACCAGUGGGAUCUCCAAUCAAACAUGCUACUGGUUGAUGUAUGUGAUUCACAUAUAUACAUCAAACACAGAAAGAGAUCAUAAAUGGGUAUACUCCAAAUAAAUUUCUUCUUCCAAAUUAGUUAGGAAAUAGAAGAAGCAAUGGUUUUGCCCUAUUUCCUGAAAUUCUGUUAAAGAAACAAGACAUGAAAUUAUUGUGAGAAAUUAUUUUAUGCAUGUAAAAUAGAUAAUUACGGGAUAAUCCCACAUCUCUUGUAUGAAAGCUCAUGAUAAGCCGGAAACUCUCAAACAUCUGUUACAUAAUUGAUACCAUAUGCUGUAAAUUUUUUCUGGCUUAAUGAUUUCUUAAAGCAA